ACUUCUUCAGCAGGAGGGGUACGCCGACGAUGGUCGCUGCCGCAAACUCCUCUUCGUCCGAGAUGCUGAAACAACCCACACUUUCGGUCUCGAGCCGAACCUCAAAGCACAGGCUCUCGGCAUCGGCAGAGGUCGUUGCCAACAUCAUGCAGUCUCUUAGUAUCAGGUCUUCGGCCGUCAAUGGUAAUGUUCUAACUAAGCCAACAAUCAAGACGGGAUCACAACCUCCGACGUCCACACCUUUCAAUGAAUCCAAGUCUCUGCAACUUACUGCUGACAACAGUGCUGGAAACAAGCAGCCAGCCCUCGAAGUCCUCAAGCCAGCUACCUGCACGGGCAGCAGCUUCUACGCCAAGGAGAUGGCGUUGCUAGCCACCCACGUGCAGACUGGAUUGCAAGCUCGAGUCGCUCCCAUUCCCAUCGACGACUGCACAGGCGGGGUCUACUACUUGCGAACGAAGAAUCGUCGUCUGACGGGAGUGUUCAAUCCUGCCGAUGAAGAAGCGUAUGCACCAAACAAUCCGAAACAAUACAACAAACCAGAGGCUUCUAGUGUAUUCAGCAUGCGCGAGGGGAUCUCAGCUGGAGAUUCCGCUGUGCGAGAGGUUGUAGCGUAUCUACUGGAUCACCAGCACUUCGCUAGAGUUCCAGUGACGUUGCUAGCUUCAAUUUACCACCCCGACUUCCACUUCAAAGCGUCAGAGACUCCCCACGGCAAGAUUGGUGCUUUACAAGCUUACGUUGCGCACCGAGACACUGCAGACGAUGUUGGAUCGGGGUUAUUCAGCGUAGCCGAGGUGCAAGCCAUUGCCAUCCUGGACAUUCGUCUAGCCAACCAAGAUCGUCACGGAGGUAACUUGUUGGUAGUGGAACCCGCUCAAACGAUCACACAAACGUCCACGUCGGUGGUGACCAAGUCACUGGCAGGGAAGAAGGUCUCGCUCGUUCCAAUCGACCACGGAGCCUGCCUACCGCGCAUCUCGGCGCUAUCGGAGACCAGCUUCAUGUGGCUACUUUGGCCGCAAUCUAAGCAGCCAUUUUCUCUCGCUGCUCGCGAGUAUAUCGCAGCGUUGGAUGCACACCACGACCUGAAGCUGCUGGAAGAUAAUCUACCGGCGAACUACCCGCUCGAACGCGAGGCUAUACUCACGUUAUUCGUAUGCACAACUCUACUCAAGUUCUGCGCUCUCGAUCGCCACAUGACCGCGUACGAUAUCGGAAUGCUCAUGUGUCGUCAAGGCACAGUGGCCGAGCAAGAAAUGAAGCCAAGUGUUCUCGAGACACUUGUAGCCAAGAGUCUUCGGGACCCAGCAGUGCUCAAGUGUGAGGCACUGCUAAAGCCAGUACAGAAGAUGGCUGCAUUCUCCGACACGAAAUUGAGCCAAGAUAGGGCGUGGACAAACUAUGUAGCCAUCUUCGUAACUACAUUCCGUCGUGAGUUAGUGGCACAUCUUGCAAUCGCCAAGUAACCCUAGAUGUAAGGGAUAUUACUCGUUGCUACUUCCCGAGGUAGUCGAAUAGAUAUUCUCCAAUUGAGUAGCUAUUCGUGCUUGCAUGUCUUGAAGUAAUUCUUGCAACCAACGCGUCAUGGGUACAUCUGCUUGAGGACUCGCAUUGUCAUCUUCUUGCAAAAAUACGCUCGUAAAUUGAG
Phytophthora nicotianae INRA-310 is the source of this 1651-nucleotide messenger RNA. RefSeq lists its product as hypothetical. The transcript has 2 exons. The coding region runs from base 30 to 1469 and encodes 479 amino acids. NCBI's taxonomy places the organism in Eukaryota, Oomycota, Peronosporomycetes, Peronosporales, Peronosporaceae. The record is from RefSeq and is a predicted model, not a curated record.